GGGUAUCCAAUGCCUUGAUUUUUGCUGAAAUGGGGCGAAAUUUGUUGGUUGCUAGCUUGAAACUUCUUGGUGGGUGCAUGUGAUAGCUCGACAUAUAUUCGAGUCUAUGGUCUGGGUUAUCUUAUCUUGAUCUCGCUACUGCAUGAAAAACAUACAAGUUCAUUUGUCUUUCAAGUAAUUAGAGUGAACCCUGAGAGAAGAAGAAACCAGAUUAGCUCAGUUACCAUUGGUAAUUAACUUCUGAUUCACUGCCAGUAAAUCGGAACAAUCAGCAGAUCUUAUUACCAUGUAAGCAGAUUUUUAAUUUUCUCUCUCGUAAAAAAGAAAUUCUGCAAGUUCAUGCAAUGAGUGAAAUUCACGACAAUGUGUGAAGAGGGAGACCGGAUUUUUUAGCUCUAUCCGACAGAUCUGAUCAAAGCCUCUCAUCAGUUCCAGUUGAUGGCUUCGUCUUCCAACAUUCCAGAAGUAAAGUAUGAUGUUUUCCUUAGUUUUAGAGGCGAGGACACCCGGAAUAAUUUUACAUGCCAUCUUAACGCAGCUUUGUGUGGUAAAAAGAUUCAAACUUUCAUCGAUGACAAACUCGACAGAGGAGAAGAAAUUUCACCAUCUCUAUUGAAGGCAAUUGAACAGUCAAAAAUUUCCAUUAUCAUUUUGUCAGAAAAUUAUGCCUCUUCCAGCUGGUGUUUAGAAGAACUUGCAAAGAUCCUUGACUGCAAAAAGAUGGUAAUACCAAUUUUCUAUCACGUUGAUCCAUCACAUGUAAGGAAUCAAACUGGAGCUUUUGGGGGAGCAUUUGCCGCACUCGAAAAGCGCUUUGAGGAGAGGUUAGAUAUACUACAGAGAUGGAAGACUUCUUUGACGGAAGUAGCCAAUCUCUCUGGAUGGACUACUGAUAGCAAGAAGUCUGAAUUUAAACUCAUAGGAGAAAUUGUUACAGACAUAUUAAAGAGACUAACAAAAAUGUCUCCAAGUAAUCAUAACGACUUAAUUGGAGUAUAUUCUACCAUCAAAAAAAUUGAGUCUUUGUUGGAAAUUGGGUUCAAUGAUGUUCGUAUCAUGGGGAUUUGGGGCCUUGGUGGAAUAGGCAAGACAUCUAUUAGUCGUGCAAUAUUUAACAAAUAUUGGAGUGAUUUUGAAGGUUCUUUCUUCGCUGAAAAUGUUAGGGAAGAAUCAGAUAAAAGUAGGGGACUAACUUCCAUGCGUAAAGAACUUCUUUCCGCAAUAUUAGGGGAUAGAAAUGCCAAUCUACAACUCACCAACACAAAAGAAAGACUUGUCCGUAAGAAAGUUCUCAUUGUUUUUGAUGAUGUGACUUCUUUAAACCAAAUAGAAAAUUUAAUUAGAGAUCCCAAAUGUUUAGGUUUAGGAAGUCGAAUUAUUAUAACAUCACGGGAUAAACAAGUUCUUAAAAAUUGUGGGGCAGAUCAAAUAUACAAGCUUCAGGGACUACUUCAUGAUGAAGCUUUUCAGCUUUUCAGCCAUCAUGCCUUUGGACACAAUGGGUGUACAAAUAAAGAAUACAUGGAAUUAUCAGAAAGGAUAGUAACAUAUGCUAAAGGUGUCCCAUUAGCUCUCAAAGUUUUAGGCUCUUCUUUAUUAGGAAAGACAAAGAGAGAAUGGGAAAGUGCAACGAAAAAAUUAGAAACAAGUCUUCAUAAGGAUAUCCAAAAUGUGUUGAAAAUAAGCUUUGAUGGAUUAGAUUAUGAAGAGAAGCAAAUAUUCUUAGAUAUUGCAUGCUUCUUUAGGGGGCAAGAUAAAGGUCUUGUAAUAGAUGUCAUGGAUUCUUGUGGCUACUCUACAGAGAUUGGGUUAAGUGUUCUUAUUGAUAAGUCUCUUGUUAUUGUCUUGUAUAAUAAUAAGAUAAUAAUUCAUGAUUUACUUGAAGAAAUGGGUAGAGAAAUUGUCCAACAAGAAUCUAUUGAAGAUCCUGGUAAACGCAGUCGUUUAUUUCACCAUGAAGAUGUAUAUCAUGUUUUGACAAAAAAUAAGGGGACCGAGACAAUUAAAAACAUACAUCUAGAUGUAUUUCGAGUAAGAGAAAUGCACUUAACUCCCCACGUUUUUUCAAAGAUGCAAAACCUAAAAUAUCUCAAAGUCUAUAGCUCGUACUAUGGAGAGGGUUUUAAUAAACUGUAUGGAUUUCAAGACGUGGAAUUUGAAUUCCUUGAGCUAAAGUACCUCUCAUGGCCUAGGUAUGCAUGGAGAUCAUUGCCUCUGAAAUUUCAUCCAAAUAAUCUUGUUGCACUUGAGAUGCCUCAAAGCAACAUUGAACAACUUUGGCCCGGGGUCCAGAAUAUUGUAAAUUUAAAACAUAUUGACCUCAGUGGAUCCAAGUAUUUACUCAAAUGUCCUGACCUUUCAUUGGCCAAAAAUCUUGAGAUUCUAAAUUUAAGAGGCUGUACAAGUUUGAUUGAGAUUCACUCAUCUAUUCGGUAUCUCAAUAAGCUUUCUACCUUAGAUUUGACAUAUUGCAUAAGCCUUUGCAGUAUUCCAUCAGAAAUUUAUUCGAAAUCUUUGCGAGUAGUUUUUUUCACUUGCUGCUCAAAAUUGGAUGCAGUGCCUAGUCUGUCAUGUAAUGUUGAAGAGUUACACUUAUAUGGAACUAAAAUUAGAGAAUUGCCUUCAUCAAUUGAGAAUCUAUCUAAAUUAGUAACUUUGAAUCUUUCCAAUUGUACAAGGCUUGAGAGUCUUCCUAGCAGCAUUUAUAAGUUGAAGUCUCUUGAAAAUCUUCAUCUUACUUGGUGCUCAAAUCUCAAGUUAGUUCCAAAGUUGUCAUGUAACAUACAAAAAUUAUAUUUAGAAGGUACUGCAAUUAAGGAAUUGCCCUCAUCAAUUGAGUGUCUAUUGAGACUAAAAAUUCUGAUUCUUAAGGAUUGCUCAAGGCUUGAGAAUCUGCCAAGCAAUAUUUUUAGUUUGAAUGCUAUUGAAGAUAUCUAUCUCUCUGGUUGCUCAAGUCUUACGAUAGUUUCAAGCUUCCCAUGUAAUAUUAAGAGGUUAUGUUUAGAUGGAAGCGCGAUACAAGAACUACCCCUGUCAAUUCAGUCUCUAUCUAAACUAGAGAGAUUGAAUCUUGCAGAUUGUUGGAGGCUUAAGAGUCUUCCGAGCAGCAUUGGUAAGCUGAAGUCUCUUAAAUAUGUUAAUCUCUCUGGUUGUUGGAAACUUAACAGUUUGCCUGAUGAGAUAGGAAAUUUAGAAGCUUUGAUUGAACUUGAUGCUUCUGGUAGUGGUAUAAGGGAAGUGGCUCCUUUAUCAGGUUUGCAAUGUCUCAAGUAUCUAAAUCUAUUUGAUUGUGGUAUCACUGAGUUACCCAGCAGUCUUGGCCAAUUAACCUCACUAGAAAGCUUGAAUACAGGCAGAAACAAAUUUGAGAGCAUACCGGCAAGCAUCAUAAAUCUUUCUAAUUUGUCCCGGCUUCGUUUGUGGGACUGUGAUGUGCUUAAAUCCUUACCAGAGCUUCCAUCAAGCAUACAACUUAUAGAAGCAUGGAAUUGUAAAUCACUUGAAUUAUUAUGUGGUUUAUCAAUUUUAUCGUCCACUACAGGGAGGUUUAAGGCAAUUAAUUUCGUCAAUUGUUUUAAACUGGAUCAGAGUGCCCUUGAAGACAUUGUGAAAUCUGCUCUACAAAAUAUUCAACAAAGUGCAACUGGAUCAACGAGUUUCCGACAUGAUCCAGAUGGCUAUAUAUGUUUUCCUGGAAGUUCAAUUCCAGAGUGGUUUACCUUCCGAACUAAGGGAUCGUUUAUUGAGCUGCCACCGGGCUGUUUGAAUGAUGGCCUACUGGGUUUAUCUUUCUGCAUUGUUAUAUCACUCCAAAACGAUCAUAAUCCGAUCGAAAAGUUGAUAGUUUACUGUGAGGUGCAUGUCAAAUCACAUGGUGGGCAAUAUGAGAAAAAGGCUGGAAAGUACUGGGAACCUUGGCUCCUUCAGUCGUUUAUUGACUCAGACCACAUAUUCAUUGGAUGCACAGAUUUUUGGUAUUCGUCCACUUGGUUGUCUAUCAAUAGUGAAGUUCUGUUUCAUUUCUUUAUUGGAGAUAGGGACGGUAGACGUCUUGAAUGUAACGAGGCGAAAGAGUGUGGCGUCUUGUUCCACGUUCCACAGCGGACCUAGAAAUGAAAUUUAGGAGGGCAAGAGUAAAAUAAUUUCAUCAAUGGUGUUAUGUAAAAAUCUUUAAGUGUUAUUAUUUGUCUAAUUAUUAGUUCAAAAUUUUGUUGUGCUUUUAACAGAUUCUUCAUCGAUGGAUGUUAUAUGAUAAAAAAAGUUAGUGGUAAA
This is a messenger RNA of Mangifera indica (mango), 4272 nucleotides long. RefSeq names its product disease resistance protein RPV1-like. The transcript has 6 exons. Gene Ontology annotation, biological process: signal transduction; defense response. The record is from RefSeq and is a predicted model, not a curated record. NCBI's taxonomy places the organism in Eukaryota, Viridiplantae, Streptophyta, Magnoliopsida, Sapindales, Anacardiaceae. Gene Ontology annotation, molecular function: ADP binding; protein binding. Bases 439 to 4110 code for a protein of 1223 amino acids.